Chaetura pelagica (chimney swift) is the source of this 708-nucleotide messenger RNA. It is a transcript of the gene SBSPON, whose product is annotated as somatomedin B and thrombospondin, type 1 domain containing. The record is from RefSeq and is a predicted model, not a curated record. Lineage: Eukaryota; Metazoa; Chordata; Aves; Apodiformes; Apodidae. The transcript is spliced from 5 exons. The coding region runs from base 1 to 708 and encodes 235 amino acids.
AUGAGUGAGAGGGUCCUCUGCCGAGAUGCAGGGGAAGGCAGAGAGCAGUGCAAGGAGGGGAAAGUGGCCUGGUUCUACCAAACUGGACCCAGCAGCCUUGAAAGUGUUGACACUCCCUCUCGUUGUGCUCUUCCAUGCGUUGUGGGGGAGUGGAGUCACUGGAGUGGCUGUGCAGAACAGUGUCAACCAAAUCUGCGGAUACGCAGGCGCUACGUACAACAGGAACCGAAAAACGGUGGAGAGCCUUGUCCUGCUGUGGAGGAGAAGGCUGGCUGCCUGGAAUACCUGACUUACCAGGGAGAGGACUGCGGCCAUGAACACGUCCCUGCUUUCAUAACUACCUCUGAAUACGGUAAAGAAAGAAAACGACGAGCAGCAUCUUCUCUCUGGCCUUCAGAUAAAGAAGACACUGGAUAUUGUGUGGAAUUCAAUACAGAAUCACUUUCACACCACUGUGCUUUGGAAAACCGGCCGUACGCUCGAUGGAUGCAGUACCUACGGGAAGGACAUACUGUGUGUGUGGCUUGCCAGCCUCCAGCCAUGAACGCCGACACGCAUCGUUGCUCUGGAGAUGGCCAUAAUGCAGAUGGUGGUAAAAUCUUACACUGGGAAGCAGUUGGCAACUCUCAGUGCCAAGGAACUUGGAAGAAGAUUCGGCAGCUGGAGCACUGUUCAUGUCCCCUUGUGCAUAGCUUUAUUUUUACAUAA